AUGGGGGCAACGAUGAAGACAUUGGAAACGCAAGUGGAAAAAUUGACCAAUACUAUGAAGAAUCAAAUGUCAAUAUCUUUUCCUAGUGGCAGAGAGAAUAAAUCAAAAGUGUGUAAUGUCAUUGCCUUGAGGAGUGGAAAAGAACUAGAAGUUUCUAGUGUUGAAAAGGAAAAUGUUGAGGAGAUCUCUAAGAAGAACGAGAAUGAAGAAGGCAAGGCAAAAAAGGAUACUUUAAAGAAAGAGCCAUCGAUGGCGAUUGAUGAGCAAUUCAAGAUGUUCCUAAAUAUUUUCAAGAAAAUCCAUAUAAAAAUUUCUUUUGUUGAUGCUCUUGUGAACUAUGCUAAGUUUAUGAAGGAUGUGAUAUCUAAGAAGCGUAAGUUAGAGGAUUAUGAGGCAGUGAAGCUAACAGAAGUGUGUAGUGCCAUUAUCAAGAGACAACUACCGGAAAAGUUGAAAGAACUUGGAAGCUUUACUAUUCCAUGUGUGAUUGGUGAGAUACAUAUUGAGAAGCCCAUGUGUGAUUUGGGUGCUAGUAUCAACCUAAUGCCUCUCUCUAUCUUUUAG
Messenger RNA from Humulus lupulus (European hop), 564 nucleotides. RefSeq lists its product as uncharacterized. The transcript has 2 exons. The coding region runs from base 1 to 564 and encodes 187 amino acids. The record is from RefSeq and is a predicted model, not a curated record. Lineage: Eukaryota; Viridiplantae; Streptophyta; Magnoliopsida; Rosales; Cannabaceae.